Vanessa atalanta (red admiral) is the source of this 4494-nucleotide messenger RNA. RefSeq lists its product as uncharacterized. The record is from RefSeq and is a predicted model, not a curated record. The transcript is spliced from 23 exons. NCBI's taxonomy places the organism in Eukaryota, Metazoa, Arthropoda, Insecta, Lepidoptera, Nymphalidae. The coding region runs from base 150 to 4364 and encodes 1404 amino acids.
ACCCGUGAGCCAGUAUACAUAAGUGGACUUUUCGAUAGGAGUGUAGUUACUAUAGUGCUACGUCACGCUACGAUCCGUAGGUGCCUCCUCAGAAAAGCUUAAGGCCUUAUGCAGGGUCGGUGACGUGAGGAACAGCAUCCAGCAGGAAGAUGAAGCCGCGGGGGUCCCGCGUGAUGCACGCCUUCACUGCUCUCACCAUGCUAACAAUGGCUAAUGCUCAAACAACAUGUAACCAAGGAAUGGGACGAGUGAUGUACGAGAGAUUACCGAAUCAACAGCUUCACGGUUUUGACGAUGAUGUUAUACGGGAAACUGCGCCACCCUUUCGUGUUCUAGAAAAAUGUCAGGACCUAUGUUUACGUGAUCGUUCUGGUAAUAGUUUGGUUAGGACUUGUAAUUCUAUCGAUUUUCAACCUGGAGCUCGAAUAGCUGCUUUCAGUCCUGAGCCAGAAUAUGAAGAAUCCACUUGCUACUUGACAAGAGAACAAGCGGCGCCUGAAGGAAUUGGUACACUAAUGAUUGUUCCGAACAGCGUACAUUUCAACGAAAUUUGCUUGACGUCUAACCGACCGGAACGUGAAUGUCCUUCCCGGCGCUACGUUUUCGAACGUCAUGCGCGUAAACGUCUCAAGCUUCCACCAUCAGACUUGAAAGAAAUCAUGGUAGCAAAUAGAACAGAAUGUGAGGAUAAAUGUCUGGGCGAGUUCAGUUUCGUUUGUAGAUCCGCUACAUAUGACUCCGCAUUAAGAACUUGUUCAUUGAGUAGAUUUACUAGAAGGACUCAUCCUGAACUCCUUGAAGAUGAUCACAAUGCCGAUUAUUUGGAAAAUACUUGCCUGAAUGCUGAGCGUCGCUGUGACGGUUUAGCUGUUUUUAUCAAAGAAGAAAACAAAAGGCUCGGAGGACCAUUUGAAGCAGAUGUAUUCUCGAAUAUGACCUUAGACGAAUGUCAAGCGAUGUGCGUCCGUGCUGAAAAGUAUUUUUGUCGUUCCAUUGAACACGACGCAAUGACGAAGCAAUGCGUUCUCUCAGAAGAAGAUUCGGUUUCCCAAAAAGACGACGUGACUGUCAGCGCGUCGCCUACGCAUCAUUUCUACGAUCUCGUCUGCUUAGAUAAUCCUCGCGGGACCGAGUACCCGGACAACAGUGUGACAUCACACUUAUUCUCACCGGGCCGGAGACCAGACACUGCCUUCCAGAGAUACAGAAACAGUCGUAUAACCGGAGAAUUCCAUUCGGAGAUCACAGGACGAUCGCUCAGCGAAUGCCUGGACGAAUGUUUAAGGCAAACGAGCUUCCAAUGCAGGUCAGCGGUAUAUAGCGACCGCGCAAGAACUUGCAGACUCAGCAGAUACAACCAGAAAGACGGGAUGCGUUUAUUGUACGAUCCUGACUUCGAUUACUAUGAAAACCUCAUGCAUCAACUAGUUAGUGGAGAGAACGAGGCCGGUGGUUCAGGAGGUGGAUCAAAAUCUACUUGGGGUACCAAUUCAUCAGGUGGUAGCAAUGGCGGAGAUCGUGACAGAUAUCCGCCUGGCGUAGACCGCUAUCCGGAUGACGAUCGCUACUACGAGGACGAUCGCUACCCAUCUCGGCCAGACCGCUAUCCACCAGAUGACCGGUACCCGGUCGGCCCUGAUUCCUAUCCUGAUAGAUAUCCCGGUGAUCGUGACCGAUAUCCAGUAGACAGAUAUCCGGAUGACAGAUACCCCCCUGGUGUCGGACCGGAUCGGUUCCCGACAGACCGUUACCCACCUCCAAACGACCGGUACCCGCCGGGCGUUGAUAGAUAUCCAGGUGGAAGGUACCCAGUAGGAGACCGAUACCCAAUUGACGGAGGACGGUUUCCUCCUUACGAUCCUCCUAACGACAUAAGUAGAUAUCCAGUCCCUGAACGGUAUCCUGUCAGUAGGUAUCCUAUUGACGUUUACCCUGACAGAUUUACCCCAGAUCGCUAUCCCAAUGACAGAUACCCGAUCCCUGACAGAGGAAGGUAUCCUCGACCCUGGUAUAACAGAUAUCCUGAAAGAUUCGAUCAGGAUCGUUACCCUGCUACGAACGAUCUUGGCCGGUACCCGUUCAGUCGCUAUCCAGUUGGUGUGAACCGUGACCCGAUACCUCUGGGUGGGGACCGUUAUCCUGAUCUAUAUGAUAAAUAUCCGCCGACCGGAUCAUCAUAUCCUGGUUACGGACGCGGCGGUUAUUAUGGUUCAGACUAUCCCACAGGCGAUCGUUUCCCCCCUAGUGACCGGUACCCUGACAGGGGUGUUCGACCUGGCCCUGACAGGUAUCCCGUAGAGCCAAGACCAACAUUCGGAAUAAGAAGACCUGCAGAGAGACCUGGUGGUUAUCGUGGUAGUUAUCCCUCACAAGGAUUGGAUCGACCAAUUGGAGGAGGUGGUUAUGGUGGCUAUGAACCAGAUGGACCUAUUGGGCCGAUUGGUGGUCCAGUGAAUAUUCCAAUUGGUAAUGGCAUCGGAGGAUCCAUAGGAGGUCCCGUGGGUGGACCAAUUGGACCUCCAAUUGGUGGCCCACUCGGUAGUCCAAUUGGUGGACCGAUUGGUGGUCCUUUAGGUGGAAGACCGCCUAUCGGUCAAAGACCUUGGCAAGGAUCGAGAUGUGAAGAAGAUAGUUUUAGACAAGUCGGUCGGCAACGCAUGCAGAGGCGAUUCGUGCGUCGUUUCACAACCGCUCAAUCUUUGGCACAUUGCCAAAGAGAAUGUAUUGAAGCGCGAGACUUUAUCUGUCGGUCAUUCAACUACAGAGAUGUAGGUUACGGAGCGGAGCCACGUGAUAAUUGUGAACUGAGCGACCGCGACACGAGAGAACUGGAUGCGGCUAAUCCGGCGCACUUCGAUAACACGGCCAACGAAUACGACUUCUACGAGAGAGCUCUCGGAAGAAUCGCUGAUGAUUGUCUCGAUGUUUCACAAGUUUGUAACGAGGAUGGCAUGGAAUUCACAUUGCGUUUACCAGAAGGUUUCUACGGACGGAUGUAUACAUACGGUUUCUAUGAUCGAUGUUUCUUCCGCGGCAAUGGUGGCACUGUUAAUGCGUUAAGGAUUUCCGGAGCCCAUGGCUACCCUGAAUGCGGUACUCAACGGUACGGUGAUACCAUGACCAAUAUCGUCGUCGUCCAAUUUAGUGAUAACGUUCAGACCUCGAGAGACAAACGCUUCAACUUAACAUGCUUAUUUAGAGGACCAGCCGAAGCAGUCGUGACUUCGAAUUACAUCGGAGCUGGAUCUGGAAGUCCGAUACCGAUUGAGUAUCUCCCGGAGGAAAGUUCGCUGAACUCGAAGGUCCGUUUGUUGAUAUUGUACCAAGGCCGACCAACGACCACCAUAGCUGUGGGAGAUCCUCUCACGUUCAGGCUUGAAGCACAGGACGGGUAUAACUAUGCCACCGAUAUAUUUGCUACCAACGUGAUCGCUCGUGAUCCAUAUUCCGGACGUUCAGUUCAACUAAUUGACAGAGUAGGGUGCCCAGUAGACCCUGACGUAUUCCCAGAGUUAGACAAGGGUCGUAGCGGCGAUUCUCUGGAAGCGAGGUUCAAUGCUUUCAAGAUACCUGAAUCGAACUUCUUAGUAUUUGAAGCUACAGUCAGAACUUGUCGAGAUGGCUGCCAGCCGGCAUAUUGCCCAAGUCACACUGGAAGAUCAGAGCCAUCAUUCGGACGUCGACGAAGAGAUACAAACUCCACUGAAAUCGAAGAUGAAACAGCAGUCAAAGAAGAUGACAAAGCGAAUAAAACCGAUAACAAAAGCGAAGCGUCCGUUUUUAAAGUAUCAUAUGAAGAGGCAAGCGUUGAUAAAUAUUUGAAGGAUGAAGUUGAAACACCAAGUCACGUUAGAAAGAUGAUUGAGGUGUUCGACAACCGCAACGAGCUGAACGAGGAGAACGGCGUAGCGGAUUCCGCGCCCGUGGUGGCGGUGGCGGGCGUGUGCGUGUCGCCGCAACACUACCGCGCGCUACUCGUGGCUCUCUGCGUGCUGCUGUCACUGCUACUGGCCAUGCUUACCGUUGCGCUCUACAUAUACAAACGCUACUGGCGCGUGGUGCGCAAGAACCUGCAGGUGUGCGCACGCGACAGCAGCCCGCGCGCUGCCGCGCCCGCCCCGCACCCCACGCGUCCCUCACUCUUUUCCGCCUCGCAUUUACAUAAACCCUUCUCGCUAAGUGGACUUGGAAGAAACUUCUCAGAUAUGGGUGAGGAAGCAGGAUCCUCCGGUCGAUUGGCGAAUGCGUUUGACGACGGCAGCGAACCUAUUUAUACAGACCCUUCGCUGUUCGAAAGAUCUCGGUCUCUCCGUUCUUUGCAUUCAAUGGACUUGAAGCCGGACCGACGUGAUCAUCAUGCAUAAAUACGAAGAACCCUCAAAAUUAAUAUCUAACUUUUAUAAUAAAAUCAUAACUUUGCUAAGAAUAACUGCCUAAAUGUGCUCAGAUUUUAAUCCGUCCAAAGAGUAUUUAUAUUUUGUACUUUUUUUUACA